Cladophialophora psammophila CBS 110553 is the source of this 1740-nucleotide messenger RNA. RefSeq lists its product as uncharacterized. Gene Ontology annotation, molecular function: DNA-binding transcription factor activity, RNA polymerase II-specific; zinc ion binding. The transcript has 4 exons. Gene Ontology annotation, biological process: regulation of transcription by RNA polymerase II. The coding region runs from base 1 to 1740 and encodes 579 amino acids. NCBI's taxonomy places the organism in Eukaryota, Fungi, Ascomycota, Eurotiomycetes, Chaetothyriales, Herpotrichiellaceae. The record is from RefSeq and is a predicted model, not a curated record.
AUGGCCGGACCUGGAGGUGGCCCGCCGCGUAAGAGUCAUACCAAGUCGAGAAAGGGCUGCAAGACCUGCAAGAGGCGGCACAUUCGCUGUGACGAAACGUUUCCACAAUGUCGAAAUUGCACGAAACACAACUGUCGUUGCGACUAUAUGGAUAUGCAAGCAGCCGGAGAAGAACCUAUGAAGGGCACGAAACCACCGGAUCUCUUGAUGUCUCCUGAACUCCAACGCCGACUUGACAACUGGCGGAUAACCGGCGAGUCUCCUUUGCAAGAGCUAAGAGUUCCUGACCGGAUAUAUUGGACACGAUUCUCGACAAUUGAUUUGCGUCUUGUUCACCAUAUUACCACGCUAUCGAUCGAUAUGUACAAUCGAGGAUACAGCACCUGCACGCCGUGGGAUUUCAAAAUGCUUUCACUGAUCUCAGCUGCUUUAUCGCAUGACUUCGUAAUGAGUGCCUUGCUUGCGUUGUCGGCAUCUCAUCUCGCGUGGCAGACGAAGAACACAGACACGGAGAAUCUAGCUUACCACCAUAGAGGGGUAGCUAUCAAAGGUCUCCACGAAGCAAUCGGGGCAUUUUCGAGAGAAAAUUCUGAAGCCAUUCUUGCUGCCUCGAUUCUUCUCUCGUGGCAAGCAACGGACUGGCGCAGCUGGGCAUCACUACAACAGGGAGUCUCGACUGUCUUGAGCGCGAUGAGGGCGUGGAUACACGAAUCGGAUCUGGUAAGAUACCUGGAGAACCAGAGAACCAUGGUGAGGGCAAGAACGCCUGCCACUCCCACGAUGCCGCACACUCAAACUUCGAUCCCCCAUGAAGACCUUCGCAGAAUAGAACAAAUCACCACGGCUCUCCAUAAUUUGAGACUGCGGCUUUCGACAAACGAAGAGCUUCAAGAAUAUGCGGGGCGGCUGGUUGAUUACCUCCAGGACUUGCAACGGGACUUGUCUACCCAGGCGCCAGACAAAGCAUUCAGCCGGUUACAGCCGCUACGGGACAUGAUCUUCUGGCUGCCACCGCAGGUGCUGCGCGGUACCGACACUGAUCUAGGGGCAUUAACUCUGCUCUCGCAUCUUUACGCAAGCGCCCUUGCUGUCGAGCCACUGUUUCCGGAUAUUGGUGGCGCCUAUCUCGGAAGCAUGUCCCUCUUUCCACUGGAGAAACUCCAUGACAUAUUGAGGGCCAGACGGGCGACGCAGCCUCAGGAUGCAAACGUCCAAACGGCCUUGUCUCUUAUGGACGUGCCAGUACAAAUAAUGACGUCGUACAAAAUGAGGCAGAGACACAACAGCCAAGGGAGUCAGAGCGUCGAGGGCUAUCAUUAUUCUCCUCAAGGGAGCCCUUAUGCCGGGCCUCGCAUGCCGAUUGCUUCUCCUACCUCAGACAGUUCAGCAGCCCCCAUCUACCCCAACUCGCCUCUGCAUGCGCCAGGCAGUCUAUCGAUACCGGGAUCAGCAUAUUUCCAAGCGGCUCUCGGGCCUGGAGAAGGACGGCGAGAAUCGUCGAUAUCAUCGGCUUCGUCGCUAGGGCGCGCUCACUCGAUGAGUGACCGGAGUCUCGCCUCCAGCAGCCCACACACAAUGGGGAUGGUGUAUGGGUCUCCAGCAACGCAACACCCUCGAAGCAGCCACGAGCUACCAGGGUCGAGAAUAGACUACUUUGGGCAAAUUCAAGCACCGUACAAUCCCUACGGCAGCAUGAACAUGAAUACUCGGUUCGUCGCUCCUUCACAGCUCUGGACUUGA